This is a messenger RNA of Porites lobata, 4243 nucleotides long. The record is from the annotation of a GenBank genome assembly. NCBI's taxonomy places the organism in Eukaryota, Metazoa, Cnidaria, Anthozoa, Scleractinia, Poritidae.
AUGGGGAAAAGGUAUCAUUGUGAGUACUGUAACCGUUCCUUUGCGGACACUCCGCAAACAAGGAAGAAUCACAUUAAUGGCGUGCAGCACAAAAGGAAUCGGAAGCUGCACUAUGAUUCAUUCAAAGGUGAGAAUUAUUCAUUUCUCGGUCAAACCUUGCGCUGUAAACACAGAUAGAGUUGCUUAGCUUUGCACCUACCAGAGUUUUCCAUGUUCUCUUAAGUUAAAACAAACUCUUUCAUAAUUGAACUGUGACAAGUGGUAAAUAAAGGGACUCUUAUUUUGCCAGUCCCAGACAAUUCGAUCACAUUGUGUUUGAGCUAAGCUUGAUGCGAUAAAGUAAGAUGUAAAUAAGAUUGAAAUUAAGACCGUAAAUCAAGCAAACAAAAGAAAAUACAGUCGAAGCGACCACCCAAAAUGCGAAAAUUUAGUAGCUUCCCACACACAGGUGACAAAGACGUUCUUUUGGCUCGUCACGCAAUCCUUCCCCAACGAACGUCUGUUGAAACGAGCGGUUAAAAACGUAGACCAAUCACUGCAGACUUCCUGAUCUGAGAAGGGCACUUUGGACCUUGAGAAAUUUCGUGGCUUCUUUGCGCGAGACUCCACAAAAGAUCAGAAAGGUCUCAUGAAAGGUGAGAUCCUCAGAGACCAAGGGGCAGUCAGUUGGGUCGGGUAAAAUGGCAGUGAAAGUUUUCAACAAUGAGCAGGCAAACCCCUGGGUUGCUUCUCUUAACGAAGCAAUUCCACGACUCAUUCGAAUGCUUGUCUAUGUUUGGGCACAAAAAAUAAUUUUGUGCCCAAUAAGAGGCCAGCAUCUAUCGUGCUACUUUUGUGAUCUUCUUACACGAAAAAGUUUACCCGGAAACUCGACUAAGAAGAUCAUCCUGCUGUGGCCUCACCAAAAGAACACCUUUAUCAGAGCAAAUGGCAUCUGAUUCAGCAUAAUUUUACAGAGAGAAAUAUACAAAAAGCCAAGCUUUAUCUCCUGCAUUUUUGUCCAGAACAGAACUCUUUAGUCAUGUAUUAGGCACUUCCGAGGUUGCACAUCGUGUUUGGCUUGUCAACACUUUGACUCUUUUAGCACCAGUUGGUUCUCCAAUAAUCUGCACGUGAGUUCCAUCUAAAAUUUGUGAACAGUGGGAAAGGAAUUAAACCACAUAUUUCAGCAGAUGUUCAUGGGGCAGGAACGUGUGACGAACCCCUAAGAACGUCUGUUGGGAGGCUAAAGAUUUAGUGGUUGCUUACAGGAGGUGGUCACUGACAAGAAGCAACCCACAGCUGGUCUCUAAUGAGAAGAGGUCUACUGUUUGAAAGCGAAUUUUACUGAUUUUUGGUUAUGACAGGAAUUUUUUCGUAUACUCUGAAUGCUGUACAGUAGUACAUACAGCAAACAUAGAGAUUACUUCAUGUGUCUAGUGAGUUGCUUUCAGGAGGUUUUAGGGGAAACCAUCGCAAAAAGUGAGCCCUCUGCCCAAAAAGUGGUGUGAUUGCUUACGAGAGGUGGUCAUUUAUGAGAUGUUCCAACAAGAAGGAUUUGACUGGGAAAAAAAUUUUUAGUGUUUUGGAUAGGUGGUUGCUUAAACGAGGUGUCACAAGUUUAUCGUAUUUUUGUAACUGUCAUUGUUACCCUUUCUAAGUAAAGUCUCCACUCCUCCCUUAAUAUGCUUUACACAGUGUUUUGGCUGUUUCAAAAAUAGAUCCUGCAGUUCUGCUAGCAGAAGAAAGUAGUAAGCCACCCUGUCGAAAAUUCUUUACCACUGGUGAGUUUGUAUGAUUAUGAAACAUUUAUUAUAUCUGCAUUUACUAUAUUUUAUGCAUUCUUUAGUUUGGGCAAUUCAAAUUGUAUCCAGCAGAAAUGUUGAGUCAAUCAAAGUUACCAAAGUGCGUUUUUUCAUUGAGAAGGCGUGUGUGGCCGAGUGGUUAACACCUCAAACUCCAGAUCUAGAGGUGUGGGGUUCAAGCCAUGCCCAUCACAUCGUUUCCUUAGACAAGGAACUCUACUCCUUGUUGUCUCUCUUCAUCCAAGUGUAUAAAUGGGUCCUGCGACCUAUUGCUGGGGGGUAACCCUGUGAUGCACUACAGCUGUAGCAUCCCAUCUAGGGGGGAGAAGCAAUACUCCUAGGCAUGCUUCAUGCUAAGGAAACCAGGAUAAGCUCCAACUGUUUGGGCCUUUGGCUUAUUAUUUUGUGCCUUUAUCUUUACCCUUUUAUUUCAUCAUUGAGGGUUAAGGAAAAUUUUGGCAUAAUGAUCCUUGCAGAUGUACCAAAAAAUGCUAUAAAUAGACAGUCCCCUAUUUUUCUGUAAGAUCGUUGCGAUUGAGUGCUUUCAGUGUUACUAGUAGCAAUCUUAAUGUUUCAGUUCUGGCCUGGGUACCUUGGCCUCCCCUUGGUACAUUUAAAACCAAGAUUGCUGCCCAUAACACAAUGUGCUGGAUCUUCACAGCCUUAUGGAAAGAUAGUGAAUGGAGUGUGAAAAAUCUAAGCUAUACUAACUGAGUAAUAAAUAGCCUGAAUUUCAUCCGAUUACUUCGAGUCAUUAUUACUCCCUCAGUAACGUCUGAAUCGACAGGCCGUUAAUGCCGUCCAGUGACGUCACUACUCCUUGACCUUUGCUUUAAUUCAUGCAAAAAGUAAAACAUGAGUUUCAAGUAGCAAACCGAGAAAUAUCGUUUGGAAAUGUCUGCAUGAUACGGAACUGCUUUAUUUUUUUCGAUUGUAAUUCAUGUUUAACGUUCAAACUAUCAACUGCAUGCAGUACAAGUCUGAACCGGUUGUAUUAAAUUCUAUAAUCAAACUCGGUCGCCAAUCACGCAGUGAAAUAAAACACACGGAACACUUAGUUCAAAAACACAAUGAUUUGCUUUAAUUGAAAAGAAGCUAUUUGGUCCUUAACGAAGAAAAAAAACGAGGAGACAGAAAGAAAAGCUAACAGAAUCAUCACACUUGACGGUAAAAAUAGCAAGAAGGACCAAUUAUAACAUUGAUCUCACAAAACUUCGGCGUAAACAAAAUCACCGGCAGCGAAACCACAAAGCGCUCCUAAAUGAAAACUCACCGACUCUCCCCAAUGAUUCUUCAUUCGCAGUUCAAUUUAGCAUUUCAGUUUUCGAAGACAAGGGCAAUUUUGCUGUUUAAGAUAAAGAUUAAGCUUAUCGAAAUGUUUGAACUAAACGAAAGAAUGCAAGGGAUGUGUUCCGCUGAAUAUCAAGCGACACUCCCACUAAAAUUUUUCAUAAUUAUACAUAAUUAUGCGAAUUUUUAGACAAUCAACCAAUCAAAAUCACUACCCAGUUUUUGGGUAGUGAGUGACGUCACUGGAUGGCAUUAACGGCCGGUCGAUUCAGACAUUGUUGAGAGGAGAAAACGACUCGAAGCAAUCGGAUGAAUUUCAAGCUAAGUAAUAAAUUGUUGAUGCUACAUCACUAUAUAACACAUAUCAUAAUAUUUUUUAGAUAAAAUUAUGUGAGUAUUUGACUGACCUUUUGUUGUUUUAGGAUCUUGUGGAUUUGGUGAUAGUUGUUGGUAUUCUCAUACAAAUCCACAAAUGCUAUUAGCAGCUCAAGGAGCAAGUAAGUAUCACCACAACUAUUUCAACUACUAAACAGUUUUUUACGUGGUUAUUUAAGGUUAUGUAGCAUUCCUUUAGUGUUUAGUGUUACUUUCUGUAUAGUAUAGCAAUGAUGUAGCAAUGAUGAAUGGCGUAGUCUGUUUAUGUGUCUUUAUGUUACUAUAUGUUAUCUAUUUUUUUUUUUUUUUUUAAAAACAAAAUAAUAAUUAAUAUAAUAACUAUACCUAGCAACAGAUUAAAAUAAUGUUAAGUAACUGAGAAAACAUCAAUAGCCUAAUAUUAUUGUCAAGAGCUGAAUUAUUUAUCAUUUGCAUUAUUUUUUCCUUUCAUUUCCUAUUUCCAUCAACCGAUCUGUUGCUCAGGUUAAAAAGUGAAUGGGCUGAUCAUUUACUACAGUUUCUGCUGUUUACUUAAAUUUCCUUUUGUGCGCACAGGUAGCCAAACAUCAAAUGUAUCACAAGCAAAUCAACCUGAGCCAAAGCUGGAGGAUUGGCUCAAGAAGUGGGAGAAAAAACAGAAAAAGAAUGAAUCAAAACACAUGUCAGGAACAUCAGCUCAUCAAUCUGUUUACACCCUCCCACCUGGACUUCCUCCCCCACAAAUGCUCCCACCUUCCCUAUUACCACCACCACCAGGGGGGUACCCUGAUCUACCAAGAAUUGACUGGGGCUAA